Molecule: messenger RNA, 1442 nt
Organism: Eutrema salsugineum
Lineage: Eukaryota; Viridiplantae; Streptophyta; Magnoliopsida; Brassicales; Brassicaceae
Product: putative nuclease HARBI1
Exons: 1
Coding region: 131-1441 (436 amino acids)
Source: RefSeq, a predicted model, not a curated record
UUUACGUACCUUCUCACUACUUCGAUUACUCUACAUCUCCCUUUCUAUUACUCUACAUCUCCCUUUCUAUUACUCUAUAUCUCCCUUUCUAUUACUCUAUAUCUCCCUUUCUAUUACUUACCACACAACGAUGGCUUCAUCAUCAACAAACGAUGAUUUAGAUAAUGUGUAUGAUGAUUAUCUAGAUGACAUACUCGAUGAGAAAUGCGACAAUAUGUUCGACGCCUUUAUAGCUCGCCGGGAAGCCAAAAAAAAGAAGAAGAAACGAGCUUAUAUUGAGAGAGAACGUGAAUUGGGUCAUAACCAGCUAUGGAAUGACUAUUUUACUGAAGAUGCUACAUAUCCGUCAAUUGUCUUCCGUCGUCGUUUCAGAAUGAACAAACCAUUGUUCAUGCGGAUUGUGGAUCGUCUAUCUCAAGAAGUUCCAUAUUUUCAACAAAGACGAAAUGCUACCGGACGGUUAGGUCUCUCUGCUCUCCAGAAGUGUACGACCGCUAUACGUAUGAUGGCUUAUGGCUGUGCAGCAGACGCGGUUGACGAAUAUCUCCGUUUAGGUGAAUCUACUGCCAUUUUAUGUCUUGAAAAUUUCACUCAUGGAAUCAUACAAUUAUUUGGCGAUGAGUACCUACGGAGACCCACACCAGAAGAUCUCCAACGAUUACUGGAUGAAGGAGAGUCACGCGGUUUUCCCGGAAUGAUAGGGAGCAUUGAUUGCAUGCAUUGGGAAUGGAAGAAUUGCCAUACCGCUUGGAAAGGGCAAUAUACACGCGGAUCGGGGAAACCAACUAUCGUCUUAGAGGCGGUUGCAUCACACGAUCUCUGGAUAUGGCACGCUUUUUUUGGUCCCCCAGGUACUUUAAACGAUAUUAACGUUCUUGACCGUUCACCUGUUUUUGAUGACAUAUUACAUGGCCGUGCUCCAAAAGUGAGGUAUUCCGUCAAUGGACACCAAUACAAGUUGCCUUAUUACCUCACUGACGGGAUCUAUCCAAAAUGGACAACGUUCAUACAAUCCAUUCGUCUUCCACAAGAACCGAAACAUCGAAUGUUUGCUAAAAUGCAAGAAUCCGUUCGAAAGGAUGUCGAGCGUGCUUUCGGAGUCUUGCAAGCUCGUUUUGCUAUUAUUAAAAAUCCAGCUCUGAUGUGGGAUAAAGAAAAGAUUGGGAAGAUUAUGAGAGCAGCCGUCAUCUUGCACAAUAUGAUUGUAGAAGAUGAACGAGGUUCCUACAGUCUGUGUGAUAUAUCACAAUUCCAACAAGUAGAUGGAAGCAGAGCCUCACACGUGGAUAUGUCGUAUUCCAGAAAUAUGCCUACAAACCUGACUAAUAUGAUCGGCAUUCGGAAUGAAGUACGAGACAACCAAAUACAUGACCGAUUGAAAGCGGACCUUAUUGAACAUAUAUGGAACAAAUUUGGUCAUACAUUCAGUUACGAUGACUAAC